Messenger RNA from Gaeumannomyces tritici R3-111a-1, 2427 nucleotides. RefSeq lists its product as hypothetical. Bases 1 to 2166 code for a protein of 721 amino acids. The transcript has 2 exons. The record is from RefSeq and is a predicted model, not a curated record. Lineage: Eukaryota; Fungi; Ascomycota; Sordariomycetes; Magnaporthales; Magnaporthaceae.
AUGGGGCUCCCUAUCAUCAACAAGCCUCUGAUUUCCAUCUUCAUCAUCAGCCCUUGCCACCACAGGCGUUCCCCAGUUCUCAGGGGGCAUUUCUUGCUUCUCAAACUGUGUUACACGAGCAGCAAGGGGUCUUCCCGGUUCCAACACAACAACCCCUUCGAUCCCAACCUGGUAGACGCCCAGGACGUCUUUGGACCUCUAACCGUGCUGCUGCGUCACCACCAGUAUCCUCACACCGUCAGCCGCAACGGUCUUCCACAUGCCGCCUACGACUCCUCGCUACCUGAGCCUGCGGGUGGCCCGGCUUUGCCCACCAUCCAGCCCUUUUCUGUGCCCGUUUCUCGUGCAGGCGGGCCAUUGAGCCAACCCUUGGUCGUCGGGCAGCGCUUCUCUGCGCCCGUUUCUCCCGUUGGUUUCGGCCAGCGCCUCUCUCCGCCUGUAGCCCCUUCAACUGGCCCGUCAUCAUCGCUCAUAAACCCGCCCGCUGCACCGAUCCCGCCGCGUGCCAUGUCGAUAUCACCAGCCUCAUCGCCAGCCUCCUCACUCCCUGGUAAAGCCCACAUCGGAACCGUCCCGGAAGUGCAAUCGUGGCCCAGCCCCGACUCGCGGCCCCGGAAUUUUGGCGAUGGCUUCCCGCUGUUUGGCUCACUGCCGGUCAAGAUCCGUGACGCAAUAUGGCGGUUCGCCGUUGAGCCGCGCACCGUCGUCAUCGACGUGGCCGCGACGCGCAUCACGGGCGCGCCGCGCCCCUUCCGCGCUGCCACGGCGGCCACGUGGUGCGCGAAAGAGCCGACGACGCAGGGGGUGUUUCUAGCCUGCCGCGAGUCGUACCGGGCCGCGGCCGCGCUCUAUGUGCGCAUGCCUUUUCCGACCCCUGCGUUCGCGGCCGACAGCGGUGGCGGCGGCCUUGAGCCCGUCGACGUGUCCAUCGCCACGACGCUGGAUACGGUCGAGUUCUCGGCCGGCUGGCUCGUCGACGACGACGGCUUUCCCGUCGCCGCCGCGGCACGCGGCGCCUCGCGGCAGGAGUACGACGGGCCCGACACGCUCCGGCUACUGCUGCCGCUUAUCGGGCUGACCGUCAUCGAUCAGGAGCGCCAGCUCUGGACGCCUGGGUGGGACGGCUGGUCGCACCGGCUGCGGCACAUAUCAUUCAACGCGGUCCUGGUCGGCCACGUGGCGCAGGGCAGGCGGGCCGGCCGCGGGCCCAACAUGGGCGAGAUCUGGGACGGGCUGGUGCGGCACAUGGAAACUAGCCCAAGCUUCCGCACCUGCACCAUCGGCAUUGCCGUGCCAAAGACGACGACCAGUGACGCCCUGACCAGGACAAGCAGCCAGUGCGACAACAUCCGCCGUAUCCGCAUCGCCCGCCGUCCGCUCCACUACGCCGGCGCCACCGAAGACUCGGAUUCGGAAUCUGAUUCCGACCCGGACGACGCAGCACGCCCGCCCUGUAGUUGCAGUAACUGGUCCUCCUCUCGGCCGAGCAGGGCGGGAGGAGCACCAUGGUCAGGCCGGCCGCCCCGCCUCCGCAUCAAGCGCCCCGGCCGCAUCCAGUCGGAGCGCGCCGAGGCCAUGCGUCUCGACGGCAGCGACGCGUGCCUGCUACUCGACGACCGCCGCCUGAAGCUCGAGUGCCGCAACCACGCCCCCCGGCAGCAGGUGCACACGUGCCCGCACCAUGGCAGCGGCCGCAGCAGCCGCCUGGUCCCCAGCUACCGCCACCGCCUCGCCAUCCUGGAGCUGCUCGACGCCGAACAGGUCGCCAUGUUUUGCCCGACCCGGUUCCCCUACGAGAGCCCCCUCGGCUUCGAGCCGCGGCGGCGCGCGGCCACCACCCAACUCGGCACGCGCAUGCGCCACCACUACUGUGCCGCCUCGUGCCACGUCCCACAGCAGUUCGUCCACCGCCAAACCCAAACCCACACACACACAUGGGACCAGCCUGCCGGCCCGACCUUCAGUGCCGCCCCAGCCGCCGCCACCCCUACCCAGGCCGCCGCCCAGCCAUCAUCCACCGAGCGGCGGCACUUUGUGUUUGGCGACUCGUUCGAGGGCGACAUGCACCUCCUGCUGCACAACUGGGUCGCCAGGUACCGCGACGUGGAGUCCACCAGGCUCAACGUUGGCGUGCACGGGCUAUGUCGCGAGGAUUAUGGGUGGUGAAAGGGUGCCGCGUGACUAUAUUUGUCUUCCUACUUCAUUCAUUCCUCUUUAGCCUGCAUCAGCUCGAGCUUGAGCAAUGUAUAUAUACACACGUGUCUGGAUUCUUGGGACAAUCAAGUACACUGGCUUUUGUGACGAAUGCCCUCAUGCUUACUUACUACCAACACCUCGAAAUGCUCCUCUUCUGCACCUAAACGCCGCCUAGAUAUAUCCAUGUUUGAUUAUUCACUCCCUUUACGUCUAUUUCCUUCUCGUUCCCCC